AUGCCUCUGUGGCUCAUAUUUCACCCUGCUGGUACCUUUGAGGACGAAGCCUCCCGGCAUGCCCUUGCCCAAGAUAUCACAAAAAUUUACACUAGAAUUGGCCUUCCGGCGUUUUAUGUAGUGGCAAACUUCAUCAAGCUCCAGGAGGGCCAAACUUGGGUUGGUGGAGAGUUACAUACCAGGAAGCCGUUUAUUCGAAUUGCGAUUGAGCACAUUGCCGCCCACAUUGGGGAUGAAUUGCCGGAUGAUGCGCAUGCUCGCACUAAUUCCGUAAUCGAAGCGGCAUUGAAACCACAUGUUGCCGACAAGGGAUAUGACUGGGAAUUCCACGUGGACCAGACCGACCGAAGGUUGUGGAAAGUCAAUGGGUUCAACCCGCCGGCUUUUCGCAGCGAAGCAGAAAGGCUUUGGUUUAAUGAGAACCGUCCAGUUUUUUAUGAGCCUGAGGCAGGUAAGCGCACGCAUGCUUUCAACCACGGAGUAGAGUAUGGUUCUGACCCGGGGAGGAGGCUGACAAAAUUCAUCAUAGGAUCAAGGAAGAACGCGACCUUAUAA
This is a messenger RNA of Penicillium cosmopolitanum, 555 nucleotides long. RefSeq names its product tautomerase family protein. The record is from RefSeq and is a predicted model, not a curated record. NCBI's taxonomy places the organism in Eukaryota, Fungi, Ascomycota, Eurotiomycetes, Eurotiales, Aspergillaceae. The transcript has a single exon. The coding region runs from base 1 to 555 and encodes 184 amino acids.